AUGUCCUCCCCCACACCACCCCCUGCGGCACUGCCCUCGCUCGCUACCACACCGCUGGAACCGCCGCCUGGGGAUGCCGAAGCCGCGUUGCACAAGGCGUCUUCACCCAAGGCGUCCUCUUCGAAGGCUUCCUCGCCCAAGGCAUCUUCUCCCAAGAGCGCUUCGCCAAGGGCCGCCCAUUCACUGCAACAUAUUCUCAAUCCCGUCGACGACGAAGACGUACCGGAGCCAUUACAGGUUGAUGACGCCUAUGGCCCCGACGACAACGACAACGAUUCGACGUACGGCUCAGACAGUGCGACAAACUACACUGGCUCUGUAUCCUCUUCUAUCUAUCACUACCAGUACGAGAACGGUCGGCGAUACCACGCCUAUCGCGAGGGCCAAUACGUACUGCCCAACGACGACCAAGAGCAGGAGCGUCUCGACCUGCAACAUCACAUAUGGCGCCUCCUACUUCGCGGCAGCCUGUACACGGCGCCUCUGCCCUCGCCACCAGCAGAAGCCGAGGAUCCGCCAGCCGACGGAUCCCUCCGCAUUCUCGAUCUCGGCUGCGGUACCGGCAUCUGGGCUAUUGACAUGGCCGAUGAAUUCCCACACGCCCACGUCUACGGCGUCGAUUUAUCUCCGAUCCAGCCUGAUUGGGUGCCGCCAAACUGUAAGUUCCACGUCGAUGACUACGAAGAUGCCUGGACCUAUGGCCCCGACGAGCGAUUCGAUUACAUCCACGGCCGUGCCUUGUCGGGCACCUCUGGUGACUGGGCACGCUUUUACAGCAACGUGCGCGAGCAUCUAGUUCCUGGCGGGUACGUCGAGAUGCAAGAAUACGAUGCCUGGGUUUUCAGCGACGACGACAGCAUGGCCCGCGCUCCGUGGACAACUGAAUGGGUUGAGAAGCUUGACAAGGCGUCCCACAUGUUUGGCAAGCCCAUCAACAUUGCGCGUUUCCACAAACAAUGGAUGCAAGAUGCUGGGUUCGAGGACGUCAAAGAAGUCGUAUAUCGCAUCCCCAUCGGACCCUGGGCCAAGGAUCCAGCCCUGAAAGAACUAGGACGAUACGAGCUCACGCACAUGCAAAUGUCGGUCGACUCGCAUACGCCAGCGCUGUUCACGCGGGUUUGGAACUAUUCACAGGACCAGGCAGGCGUCUUGAUGGAGGGCGUCAAGAGGGAGUUUCGAAGUAAGGAUUUGAGGCUCAUCACUUGCUAUCGCUUCAUCACCGGAAGGAGACCCCUGUCAGACGGCGACGUCAAUGUCUGA
Verticillium nonalfalfae is the source of this 1260-nucleotide messenger RNA. RefSeq lists its product as uncharacterized. The record is from RefSeq and is a predicted model, not a curated record. NCBI's taxonomy places the organism in Eukaryota, Fungi, Ascomycota, Sordariomycetes, Glomerellales, Plectosphaerellaceae. Gene Ontology annotation, molecular function: methyltransferase activity. The transcript is spliced from 2 exons. Bases 1 to 1260 code for a protein of 419 amino acids.